Messenger RNA from Corylus avellana, 1489 nucleotides. Its product is annotated as dof zinc finger protein 1. Gene Ontology annotation, biological process: regulation of DNA-templated transcription. Gene Ontology annotation, molecular function: DNA-binding transcription factor activity; DNA binding. NCBI's taxonomy places the organism in Eukaryota, Viridiplantae, Streptophyta, Magnoliopsida, Fagales, Betulaceae. The record is from RefSeq and is a predicted model, not a curated record.
GUUGGCCAACACAUGGAACCACCACAUAUACCAUUUCUCUAGCUAGUGGUUCCAUCUUGCUUUAAGACAAUCAGCUUGAAAAGCGGGUGAUUUUUCAUCUCCUGGAAGACCAUAGCUUUUUCUGUUCUUUUUUUCUCCUUCGUAAUCCAUGGAUACAGCUCAGUGGCCACAGGGAAUUGGAGUUGUUAAACCCAUGGAAGCUGGUAAUAAUUCAAGGCCUAUGAGGGCAAGGCCACAAAAAGAUCAAGCUUUGAAUUGCCCAAGGUGCAAUUCAACAAACACCAAGUUUUGUUACUAUAAUAACUAUUCUCUCUCUCAGCCAAGAUAUUUCUGCAAGACUUGUAGAAGGUAUUGGACUGAAGGUGGAUCUUUGAGAAAUGUUCCCGUUGGAGGUGGAUCAAGGAAGAACAAGAGAUCAUCAUCAUCAUCAUCACCAUCAAAGAAGCUUCCUGAUCCAACCACUUUCCCUCACUCUGCAUCUCAAAACCCUAAGAUCCCUCAAGGCCAAGAUCUUAACCUAGCUUACCCACCAAGCUUCCCUCACUCUGCUUCUCAAAACCCUAGCCCCUCCUCCACGUCAUCUCAGCUCUCAGCUAUGGAGCUGCUCAAGAGUACAGCUGGGAUUACUUCAAGAGGGCUGAGUUCUUUCAUGCCUAUGCCCGUAUCAGAUUCCAGCUCAAUAUACUCAGCUGGGUUUCCUAUGCAAGAAUUCAAGCCAACUCUCAAUUUUUCUCUUGAGGGUUUUGAAGGCAGCGGCUAUGGGAGUUCUCUUCAUGGAGUGCAAGAGAGUGGUACUGCAAGGCUCUUGUUUCCUAUUGACGAUUUGAAGCAGGUGCCAUCCACAAGCGAAUUUGAGCAGAAUAGAGGGCAGGGAGAUUCUGCAGCCUAUUGGAAUGGGAUGUUAGGAGGAGGAUCAUGGUAAAUAAGAGAAAGUGGAUGGUGCUUUUUAAUUUUUUUUUUUUUUCUUUCUUUCUUUUUGGUGGGGUGACUUGUUUUGAGUUAAUCAAAACUAACAAAUAGGGUACAUGGGUUUCUGAUAUUUCUUUCUUUAGUUUUUUUUUUUUUUUUUGUACUUCUUUUGCUUUUGUCUUUCAUUGCACUGUGAUCAAUGUGGAUGUUUGAAGCUUUAUUUUAGGCUGGCUUCAAAAGGGUGUGUCAAAACUGUCACGGGAAGCUGUGUAACGGAUAGAACAAGAGGCCUAGAAUAAACGAUUGAGAUAUAUGUCUUUUUAGGGCUUCAUUCAAGAAGAGAAACCUUGAUGAUGAUCUUGUUCCAAUGUUUCUUCUACCACAGCAAAGGUUUCAGUGUAUCAUGUUCUUGAUGAUGAUGGUGAUGAUCUUGCUACAAAAUUAAUAAUGUUCUAUGAUGUUUUAGGUAGCAAGAGCUAGUUAUAUAUUUAUAUAUUCUAAAGUAUGUACGGAACUUAUUGAACAAAUGACUUAUAUAUUAAUUUUGUUUAUUUUUAAUUACACUGGGAUUUUGUGGCUU